Messenger RNA from Seminavis robusta, 936 nucleotides. NCBI's taxonomy places the organism in Eukaryota, Bacillariophyta, Bacillariophyceae, Naviculales, Naviculaceae. The record is from the annotation of a GenBank genome assembly.
AAACCACAAGACGAAAAGCAACUACUCGAUUAUACCAUACCCUCACACUCACAUACCAUAGCAUACCCAACCAAGAAGAAAGACUACACGAUGGCAGACCAGCCACAAUCAUUCCCAGCAUUGCUGCACACGGUGUUGUCUGAUGCAGCUUCUGGUUCAGCCCCUGAGCUCGAAGCUAUUGUGUCCUUUCAGGACCACGGUCGGGCUUUUCGGAUUCAUAACCAAGAACUAUUUUGUGAUACAGUGCUGCCACUUCUCUCUUUGGAACCAAUGGAAUGGGAUGACUUCCUCGCAAAUCUCGCCCGUUUUGGUUUCCACCGUCUCACCAAUGCUGGACCAGACCAAGGAGCCUUCUACCAUGAGCUCUUCUUGCGUAGCCAGCCGCAGCUAGUAGUGGGCAUAGUGCGCGAUGAUGAGUUGCAGAUUGAUGAAUUGGAUUGCCCUGGGCCAGACUUUAGCACCAUGCCCGCGAUGGCUCGCGUUGUCAGGGCUCGGGAUCCUCCUAGUAUUAGGUUGAUGACCGCGGAAAGCAGAAUGAUUGCAGGACCUGUUGUGGGUGCACCAACCCUUCCUUUUGGACAUGCUACCUUGUAUGGAUUGCUGCGAGACAUCAUUCCAAACAACCCUCGUCUUGUUGAGGAUGAAGAAGAGGAGGAUAUCAUGGAGGAUGUUGUCCCGGAUGUGGAUGGUAUUUGAGGCGUCUGUUUAUUCAGACAAAGUUGAUACAUGCACAUUUAUUCAGACAUUCACAUACAUGGAAAUGACGCAGUGGAUACGGUAGGGUAGGAUACAGCCUCGAUUGAAUCGAGGACGCAGCCCACACUCGACUCGGCUCGACUCGCGGUAGCUCAGUAGUCUAAUAAGAACAGCUAGACUAGCUAGCUAGUGCCGAUACUGAUAUCGAUAUCUUAUAGCACAUCUGUACUUUGUAUUUUG